Messenger RNA from Cryptotermes secundus, 6182 nucleotides. It is a transcript of the gene Tmf, whose product is annotated as TATA element modulatory factor. Gene Ontology annotation, cellular component: Golgi apparatus; endoplasmic reticulum. The coding region runs from base 491 to 4951 and encodes 1486 amino acids. The transcript has 18 exons. NCBI's taxonomy places the organism in Eukaryota, Metazoa, Arthropoda, Insecta, Blattodea, Kalotermitidae. The record is from RefSeq and is a predicted model, not a curated record.
GUCUACUGCUUGUGUACAGUGUAUUUUGUAAAUAAACGUAAUGGAUACUUCGUUUUUGUUUUCUUUCACUCUCUGCCUGAAAUAUUUUUUUGUAUAAUUGUAACUGUCUUGAAUAAAUAGGUUAUUCUCUGUAAAGUCAACAUUAUCGACUUUAAGGACGACUGAAUGUACGUAAACAUUUCUGGACAGUGCCUAAUCAGCUGAUCGAGUAAACCAACGGAAAUAUAUUUUGGUUUUAACGACAUGUUAUUUACUCAUGCCCAAACCCACAUAUUAUCUUUUUAAAUUAUAAUGCGAGGUCUUUUUUUAAAAAUGAAAAGUUUGGCUGAAAAUAGUGGUCGUGUGCUUGUGUGCAGUUGCUACAGCGAAGUGUGCUCAGGGGCGUAUCACAUGAUGUCUUUUAGGUUAUGUUUACUGAGUUCGUGUGAUUGAAUAUGGUGAUCAUUAAGUUCUGUCUUUUUAACAGGUGGACAAGUUAAAUGCAUACAUAAUGAGUUGGUUUGAUGCAACUGGAUUUGCAAAUCUCGCUAAAUCUGCUUUGAAAGAAGCUCAGAAAACUAUAGAUAAAGCACUUGAUAUCAAGGAUGAAGACAGUCAUCCCAUGAUACAAAGCAAACCAACUUCACCAAUUAGCCCUAAAGAUGAUGCAGACAAUUUCUUUGCAUCUUGGGGUUUGAAGUCUAGUGGAGAAAAUGAGACAUCCAGUAUGUCAAAUGAGCAUUUGAAGGCUGGAUCAUCAUGCAGUACGGAUGCUGAUCAGGAGUCAUGUAAAGAAGCAUCAUUGGGAUUAAACAGAAUGUCAUUGAGUUCUAGUCUGUGGGGUUCCUUUACAGGAUCCUUUUUUGAAAAUCCACGAUCAAGCUCAGGUGGCUGUGUACCACAUAAAUUGGAUGAUGGGGAAUCAGAUCCUGUUUUCAAGCAGCCCAAGAAGAUAAGUCUUUUUCGAACUUCUUCUCUGAAUCAGGACCCAGCUACAUCAGAGAAGGAGAGGACUUUAGAUAGGAAAAGUAGCUGGGAUCAUGCAGAUUUGUUCAAAACUUCGGACAAUGAAGAGGUUGGACUCUGCGAUGAUUUUAGUGAAUUGGGAGUUGAGGAAGGUUUCAAUCGGAGUAAACUGGUUGUUGAGAGUGAAGAUGGAGAUAUGGGGGUUCGUUCUAGGCUGUCUAGUUGUGAGGCUGAUGAAGAGCGGACUUUUGAAGGGGAGAAUUUUGGUAGAGUUCGGAGUAUUGAUAUUUCUGAGGUCAACAUGGAGGAAGGCGAAGCAAGGGAAACAUAUGCACAGGAUACAUUAGCUGUAACUCAAGACAGUUGUGUUCCACUAGAGAUCGUAAAAAGGAGAGAACCUUCAACAGCUGGGAGCUGCAAAUACAACAGACUGUCUGUGAUUUCAUCAGAAAGUGACAAGAAGUCCUCAGAGAGUGUUGAGGUGCUAGGUUCAGCAUGUAGUGAGGGAGGUAGCAGUUUCACCACUUCUCCUGAAACAGAUCUACCACUGGUCAGUCCUGGGAUGUCAGCAUCAUCAUCAGCGAUUGGACUGGGAUUGUCAGUGGAAGCCAGUUCACCAGACUCAGUAGAAGUGAUACCAGAUACACCCAGUUCUGUGGAGAUCAUUGGAGAAGAAUCCAGUGGUCGAGCAUCUAGGACUACUAUGUCAUCUUCACCUUAUGUUUCUCCAGAUGAUACUCAAGAUCCAUCCAGAAUUCUUGCCAUUGUUACUCAGCCAAAUUCAGAACAGAUCUCACUUGCUCUGGACAGGUACCAGCAGCAAGAAAGAAAAUAUGAUGUAGACAAAGUAUCACCAGAUAGUGUGGAAGUUAUACCAGAAGAAGAAGAUGAUGAAGAAGAUAUGAGUGUUGCAGAUGACAGCUACACCUCUGCAUCGGAGAGUACCACAACUGCCACUACAACCAUCAUAGAACAACCUCCUGUCCCAUUUACUUCUGGAGGAAAGACAGAUUCUGAUGUGUCCAGGUCUCCACAUCACAAGCCAUACUCUGUAGCUGAGCCAUCCUCUAGCAAUGAGAGCUCUCUGUACUCUAGUACUGUCAGUGUUAAAACUGAUUCAGGAGACAUGAAGUCACCUCUUGCAAGUACCAAAUCUUCACAACAUAGUUUGUCACUGCUAGAUUCAUCUUAUAAUGAGAGUUUAAUUUCAACAGAAGUCCAAUCAAAAAGCAAGGUUGAAGAGCCAGUUUUAACACAUGGUAGUGGCAGAACUGGCCUGACACUGCUACUGACCCAUGGGGAUGUGGCUCCAGUAACUGCAUUGGUAUCAACAAGUGAAGAAGGGGCUGUGUUUCUGGACAGUCAGACAGAGAGUGAUGAGGUGUCAUGUAAGGUUGGAACCUGUGCCAAUGAUUCUUCUAAUGAAGAAGGAAGUUCCCUGUUGUCAGAUAGUCGAACAUUAAUACCCACAGACAGCAGCUGUGAUGGUACAUCUGCACUGGAGAGUAGCUCUGAAGAUACUACGGGUACCGUGGUGGCCGAUGAUUCAUCAAAUGAAGGAAAUUCGAAGCUGACACUCCAGCAGACAAGCUCAUACUAUGUGAAAACGAUGUUAGCAGAUGCAAUGGGAGAAGAAGUUGUGAAAGAAUCAGGGACAGAACAGUUGAUUCCAGCCAGGGACCAAUCACCAAUAUCCUCAGAGAGCCACUCUGAUAUGGUGAAAGUCGAGUCAGAACAGACCAGUGGUCACACAUCAGGUGAUGAACUGGAGACUACCACUUCUUCAGAUAUUGAGAUUAUUUCUAGUCCAAAUGGUGACAGCAGUAGCACCCAGUCACGCCAGAGUCCAGCCAAACUUCUUCAUAGUGCAACAAGAGGAAAGUUAGUGUUAGCAGCAGAACGCUCGGAUUCCCCUGGCACAGAUCCACUGGGAAAGACAGCAGGCGGAAAAAUUAAAGGCCAUCAGAGAGAGUUAUCUGAGACAUCUAGUGGAGGGUCGGAUGACAGUCAUUGUUCAGAAGUUGAAAAAUUGACGAAGAGGAUAGCAGAAAUGACAGAAAUUCUAGAAGCUAGAGAGUUGAAACUGAUUGAAAUAAGUCGCAUAAAUGUGGAACUUGAAGAGAGUAAUUCAGAUUUGAAAAGUCAGCUGGAGGCCACAAUGCAGUCACAAGCUGCAGAAUCUCAGGAUAUACAUCAGAUCACAGAAGAAUAUACGCAGAGAUUGUCAACACUGGAACGCAAGUUUCAGCAGGCUAUAAGAGAGAGAGAGACACUUUGGAAACAGCUAGAGCAAGCAAAGCAAGAUGCAGCAUCGAGGCUAUCAAUGGGAGAACUGGAAUCUUUGGUGGCAGAGAAAGACGAGAUAAUACGAGAGCUGAGAGAAGAAGGAGAGAAGUUGUCCAGACAGCAGCUACAGCACUCCAACAUCAUCAAAAAGCUGCGGGCAAAGGAGAAGGAGACCGAUAAUAUAAUGAAGAACCAGAAGGAGCAGCUGGAUGUAUUGAGUGAAGAGGUGGAGCGACUAAAACGUUCACUUGCUGCCAAAGACGAGGUAGAAAGGACACAAAUUGAAGCCGUUCAUCAGCUGACAGCCCGCACAAAACGCCAGGAGAAGGAACUUUUGAGCCUGCAUGGAGAGCUAGAUGAUGUUAACCACAAACUGGAAACUACCAGGGAAUCACUUGAACUAACUAAAAGGGAACUGGCUGAGAGCAAGAAGGCGGCUGCUGCUCUCGAAAAGAAACUGAGGGAGGCAACACUGAGUGUGGAGAUCUCUGCUAGACAGGAAUUAGUGACCGCACUAGAAGAGGCUCAGCAAACCGCACAGGAUGAGAAGGAACAAUUGUUGGCACAGAUUGGAGAACUGAGACUCAAAGUUCGUCAGGCUGAAGAGCAGCACUCGGAGCGUGAAGCAAACCUCAGACAAGAAUGCAAUGAUCUGUUGCGUCGACUAGAACGAGCAGAGGCACGGAAUGAGGAACUGGCACAAUCAGCAUCAGGAGCAACCCGACCUUUGCUGCGACAAUUGGAAUCAGUUCAGGCAGCCAACAGUGCUCAACAGGCCUCCUGGGAGAAGCAGGAACGUAACCUUUCAGAUGCUUUGAGUGAAAUGCAGGGUCGUGUGUCUUCACUGGCAGAGCAGGAGCGAGUGUCUAGGGAACAGUGCAUAAGGUUACGCUCCACUGUGUCUGCCUUGGAGUCACGGCUAGCAGCAGCAACAAAAGAGACUGCUCAGUAUAAGACAAACCUAGAGCUUCAGCAAGUACAGUGCAACCAACUGAAACAAGCUAAGGAAAAAGAACUGUCGGGGGCGGAGUCCUUGAGGCAGUGUAUGACUGAGCAACUUGCUGAGCUGCGGGGUGAAGUAACAGCCCUGGAACACCAGCUGGCAGUGGAACGUGCAGCCACUGAGGCUGAGAAACGCAGGACAGCGCUUUUGCAGGACCAGCUUAGGGAACGAGAAACUGCUACUGAUCGAGAUCGCCAUGGUACACGUGGCUCUCCUACAUCACCACACUCUUCUCCCACCCUCAGCUUUGGUCGGGUCUCGUUAUCUGAGUCCGUGUCAAGCAGCGCAUGGCCACAGUUUCAGGAUGAUGCGUUUGAGUGUGGGUCUGUGUCGGGCCGGUACAGCAAUGUCUAUGACAGCCUGCGAGCUGGCAAUACCACGUCUCUAUUGGAGGGACUUCAGUCUCAACUCAAAUUGCGGGAUGGAGAAGUGCAGCAGUUACAAUGGGAAAUGUCGAGGAGAGAUGCAGAAAGAAGUGCUCUGACGAGUGAACUGUCUCAGCUGACCGCACGAGUUGAGGAACAGGAGGCUUCCCUGAAGGAGGCAGAAAUGAUGCGCCGUCAGUUCCAGGACCUUCAGCAUAAGUAUGAUGCUUUGCUGCAGAUGUAUGGUGAGAAGGUGGAAGAAACACAGGAGCUGCUGCUCGACCUGGAGGAUGUCAAGGAAAUGUAUAAGACUCAGAUCGAUCAGCUGCUGAAGAAGGAGCCUGCAGUGUGAACUCCGCAUGUAUUUUGACAUAGGAAAGGAACUAGUAGAUUUGUGUCCAGCAAAUUAGAAGGUUAGACAGACAACCACUGUGUUUAUUCCUGGUUAUGGAUUUGCUCACUAAGGUAUUACCAUAGUUAAAAUAAAAUAUGUUUUAUCUAUAAGAAUUGCCAUCAGCAGAGUUUUAUUGGCCUAGUGAUAAGAUCUAAUAAUAGUAAAACGUUUGGCUUGCUUUUUGUUUCAUUAUUUAUGUUCUGUUCUAAGAUUGUACAUGUUGCACAGGAGAGAACAAGGGUAGGCUUAUCGUGAUUGAACGUGUGACAAGAAAGGAAAAGAGCAUCUGUAUUUAACUGUCUUUUUUGAUGGAGUAUCAUCUGUGAGAUACAAAAUAUGCAUUGCAGUUUCAUGAAAAAAUGAACAGUAAUUUCUUCUAUUACUUCCACGUUUGCACUUUCAACUCAUUUUUUUGAGAUAUAAUUUUAUUUUACAUAAAUUCUGCUGUUGUGAAAAAAUUUACCAUGCCAACAUUUUCAGUGCCACACAUUUUGAAAUUGUUCCUAUUUAUAAUGCUAAAAAUCAAUGCUAUAAGUUCACAUAAAAACGAACUGCCCAAUGAAAGAGUUAAAUUUUUACAUAGUCACGUAUAAGGUGUUUUCUCAAAUGCUUUGCAGCUGCAGGUGAAUUUCGUGUGGUAAAGAGGUCAGACUUUGUCAACCCUUCCUAACAGUUAAGAUUCUUUUGUAUUUCUUUGCUUUACCACCAGCUCUCCACACUCUGUUAAAAAUUUAGAAUUGUCAUACUUUUUAACCAAAACCAUUUCUCCAAAUUUUAAAACACCGGUGGUCUGACCACAUUUACACAAUGGACACGCAGAAAUAAUAUUGUGAAUGCAGUUUGAAAUGUAAGAUUUCCUUUGGCCCUCAUAUACGUGACCGACAAACACUGUUUGCCUUUCUCAGUCCCUACUUGAACAACAUUAUCGUAACUAAGAAUAUAAUGAUGAGUUACUAAAGGAGACUCCUGCUGCACUGCCACAAAGUCAUUAACUUUCUUCUAUAUGUCCUAAUUCCCUAGCCUACUUCAGACAAGUUAAUAAGUGAAAGCUGCAAUAUGCGGCACUGGAUCACCCAGAAAGUCCAUGUUUCUCUGAGUAAAUUCACACAAAUAGACAAUUAAGAGAGUGAUAUGAAAAUGUGUACAUAAUUCAGUGUUCUGAAUAUGAUGAUUAAAAGACUGAAAUUUA